Piliocolobus tephrosceles (Ugandan red Colobus) is the source of this 7067-nucleotide messenger RNA. RefSeq names its product BCL6 corepressor (gene BCOR). Gene Ontology annotation, molecular function: transcription corepressor activity; protein binding. Gene Ontology annotation, cellular component: nucleus. Gene Ontology annotation, biological process: negative regulation of transcription by RNA polymerase II. Lineage: Eukaryota; Metazoa; Chordata; Mammalia; Primates; Cercopithecidae. The coding region runs from base 373 to 5733 and encodes 1786 amino acids. The record is from RefSeq and is a predicted model, not a curated record. The transcript is spliced from 16 exons.
GUAUUUCCGAAGCUGGCCAGGCCCUCUGCUGCUGACCCUGGAAAUCGGGUCACACUAGACAAGGCUGCAUGUGCGGGGAGAAGGCGGGGCGGGGGGGGGGUGCUCCUUUGCACGCGGCUGCUCGCGUUUCCCCAAGGCCUCCAGAUAGUCUAAAAACUCACCUCGGAGGAGGGGAAAGAGCGUGAAGUGGCUCUUUCGAUCUGAGACACCCCCUCCCGGAGAACUCGCCCCCUCCCCCCAAGCCCAGCGCAGAGUGAAAUCUUAGAAGCCGAGGCUGCUGGGUUUGAACGGAAUGCCGGAGUCAGUGGAAGAUGGAGCGGGUCGGCCCGAAGACUAGACGCUUGAAGCAAAGCUGCCAUCCCGGAAGACGACAUGCUCUCAGCAACCCCCCUGUAUGGGAACGUUCACAGCUGGAUGAACAGCGAGAGGGUCCGCAUGUGUGGGGCGAGUGAAGACAGGAAAAUCCUUGUAAAUGAUGGUGACGCUUCAAAAGCCAGACUGGAACUGAGGGAAGAGAAUCCCUUGAACCACAACGUGGUGGAUGCGAGCACGGCCCAUAGAAUCGAUGGCCUGGCAGCACUGAGCAUGGACCGCACUGGCCUGAUCCGGGAAGGGCUCCGGGUCCCCGGAAACAUCGUCUAUUCUAGCUUGUGUGGACUGGGCUCAGAGAAAGGUCGGGAGGCUGCCACGAGCACCCUAGGUGGCCUUGGGUUUUCUUCGGAAAGAAAUCCAGAGAUGCAGUUCAAACCGAAUACACCCGAGACAGUGGAGGCUUCCGCUGUCUCUGGAAAACCCCCAAAUGGCUUCAGUGCUAUAUACAAAACACCGCCUGGAAUACAAAAAAGUGCUGUAGCCACAGCAGAAACACUGGGCUUGGACAGACCUGCCAGCGACAAACAGAGCCCUCUCAACAUCAAUGGUGCUAGUUAUCUGCGGCUGCCCUGGGUCAAUCCUUACAUGGAGGGUGCCACGCCAGCCAUCUACCCUUUCCUUGACUCGCCAAAUAAGUAUUCACUGAACAUGUACAAGGCCUUGCUACCUCAGCAGUCCUACAGCUUGGCCCAGCCGCUGUAUUCUCCAGUCUGCACCAACGGGGAGCGCUUUCUCUACCUGCCACCACCUCACUACGUCGGUCCCCACAUCCCAUCAUCCUUGGCAUCACCCAUGAGGCUCUCGACACCUUCGGCCUCCCCAGCCAUCCCGCCUCUCGUCCAUUGCGCAGACAAAAGCCUCCCGUGGAAGAUGGGCGUCAGCCCUGGGAAUCCCGUUGAUUCCCACGCCUAUCCUCACAUCCAGAACAGUAAGCAGCCCAGGGUUCCCUCUGCCAAGGCGGUCACCAGUGGCCUGCCGGGGGACACAGCUCUCCUGUUGCCUCCCUCGCCUCGGCCCUCACCCCGAGUCCACCUUCCCACCCAGCCUUCUGCAGACACCUACUCGGAGUUCCACAAGCACUAUGCCAGGAUCUCCACCUCUCCUUCAGUUGCCCUGUCGAAGCCAUACAUGACAGUCAGCAGCGAGUUCCCCGCGGCCAGGCUCUCCAACGGCAAGUAUCCCAAGGCUCCGGAAGGGGGCGAAGGUGCCCAGCCAGUGCCCGGGCAUGCCCGGAAGACAGCAGUUCAAGACAGAAAAGACGGCAGCUCACCUCCUCUGUUGGAGAAGCAGACCGUUACCAAAGACGUCACAGAUAAGCCACUAGACUUGUCUUCUAAAGUGGUGGAUGUAGAUGCUUCCAAAGCUGACCACAUGAAAAAGAUGGCUCCCACAGUCCUGGUUCACAGCAGGGCUGGAAGUGGCUUAGUGCUCUCCGGAAGUGAGAUUCCGAAAGAAACGCUAUCUCCUCCAGGAAAUGGUUGUGCUAUCUAUAGAUCUGAAAUCAUCAGCACUGCUCCCUCAUCCUGGGUGGUGCCCGGGCCAAGUCCUAACGAAGAGAACAAUGGCAAAAGCAUGUCGCUGAAAAACAAGGCAUUGGACUGGGCGAUACCACAGCAGCGGAGUUCAUCAUGUCCGCGCAUGGGCGGCACGGAUGCCGUCAUUACUAACGUUUCAGGGUCAGUGUCGAGUGCAGGCCGCCCAGCCUCUGCGUCACCCGCCCCCAAUGCCAAUGCAGAUGGCACCAAAACCAGCAGGAGCUCCGUAGACACCACACCAUCCGUUAUUCAGCACGUGGGCCAGCCCCCGGCCACUCCUGCCAAGCACAGUAGCAGCACCAGCAGCAAGGGCGCCAAAGCCAGCAACCCAGAACCGAGUUUCAAAGCAAACGAGAACGGCCUUCCACCAAGCUCUAUAUUUCUGUCUCCAAAUGAGGCAUUCAGGUCCCCACCAAUUCCCUACCCCAGGAGUUACCUCCCUUAUCCAGCCCCCGAGGGCAUUGCUGUAAGUCCCCUCUCUUUACAUGGCAAAGGACCUGUCUACCCUCAUCCAGUUUUGUUACCCAAUGGCAGUCUGUUUCCUGGGCACCUUGCCCCAAAGCCUGGACUGCCCUAUGGGCUGCCCACCGGCCGUCCAGAGUUUGUGACCUACCAAGAUGCCCUGGGGUUGGGCAUGGUGCAUCCCAUGUUGAUACCACACACGCCCAUAGAGAUCACUAAAGAGGAGAAACCAGAGAGGAGGUCCCGGUCCCAUGAGAGAGCCCGCUACGAGGACCCAACACUCCGGAAUCGGUUUUCCGAGAUUUUGGAAACUAGCAGCACCAAGUUACAUCCAGAUGUCCCCACCGACAAGAACCUAAAGCCAAACCCCAACUGGAAUCAAGGGAAGACUGUUGUCAAAAGCGACAAGCUUGUCUACGUAGACCUUCUCCGAGAAGAAUCAGAUGCUAAAACUGACACAAACGUGUCCAAACCCAGCUUUGCAGCAGAGAGCGUUGGCCAGAGCGCUGAGCCCCCCAAGCCUUCAGCUGAGCCGGCCCUGCAGCAGCACCGUGAUUUCAUCGCCCUGAGAGAGGAGUUGGGGCGCAUCAGUGACUUCCACGAAACUUAUACUUUCAAACAGCCAGUCUUCAGCGUAAGCAAGGACAGUGUUCUGGCAGGUACCAACAAAGAAAACCUAGGGUUGCCAGUCUCGACUCCAUUCCUGGAGCCAACUCUGGGGAGCGAUGGCCCUGCUGCAACUUUUGGUAAAACCCAGGAGGAUCCCAAACCAUUUUGUGUGGGCAGUGCCCCACCAAGUGUGGACGUGACCCCCACCUAUACCAAAGAUGGAGCCGAUGAGGCUGAAUCAAAUGAUGGCAAAGUUCUGAAACCGAAGCCGUCUAAGCUGGCAAAGAGAAUCGCCAACUCAGCGGGUUACGUGGGUGACCGAUUCAAAUGUGUCACUACCGAACUGUAUGCAGAUUCCAGUCAGCUCAGCCGGGAGCAACGGGCAUUGCAGAUGGAAGGAUUACAAGAGGACAGUAUUUUAUGUCUACCCGCUGCUUACUGUGAGCGUGCAAUGAUGCGCUUCUCAGAGUUGGAGAUGAAAGAAAGAGAAGGUGGCCACCCAGCAACCAAAGACUCCGAGAUGUGCAAAUUCAGCCCAGCCGACUGGGAAAGGUUGAAAGGAAAUCAGGACAAAAAGCCAAAGUCGGUCGCCCUGGAGGAGGCCAUUGCCGACCAGAACGAAAGUGAGAGAUGCGAGUAUAGUGUUGGAAACAAGCACCAUGAUCCCUUUGAAGCCCCAGAGGACAAAGAUCUUUCUGUGGAGAAGUACUUUGUGGAGAGGCAGCCCGUGAGCGAGCCUCCCACAGACCAGGUGGCCUCGGACAUGCCACACAGCCCCACCCUCCGGGUGGACAGGAAACGCAAAGUCUCAGGUGACAGCAGCCACACUGAGACCACUGCGGAGGAGGUGCCAGAGGACCCUCUGCUGAAAGCCAAACGCCGACGAGUCUCUAAAGAUGACUGGCCUGAGAGGGAAAUGACAAACAGUUCCUCUAACCACUUAGAAGACCCACAUUAUAGUGAGCUGACCAACCUGAAGGUGUGCAUUGAAUUAACAGGGCUCCAUCCUAAAAAGCAACGCCACUUGCUGCACCUUAGAGAACGGUGGGAGCAGCAGGUAUCAGCAGCAGACGGCAAACCUGGCCGGCAAAGCAGGAAGGAAGUGACCCAGGCCACUCAGCCUGAGGCCAUUCCUCAGGGGACUAACAUCAUUGAAGAGAAACCUGGCAGGAAAAGGGCGGAGGCCAAAGGCAACAGAAGCUGGUCGGAAGAGGCUCUCAAACCCAGUGACAAUGAACAAGGCUUGCCUGUGUUCUCCGGCUCUCCGCCCAUGAAGAGUCUUUCAUCCACCAGUGCAGGCGGCAAAAAGCAGGCUCAGCCAAGCUGCGCACCAGCCUCCAGGCCGCCUGCCAAACAGCAGAAAAUUAAAGAAAACCAGAAGACAGAUGUGCUGUGUGCAGACGAAGAAGAGGAUUGCCAGGCUGCCUCCCUGCUGCAGAAAUACACCGACAACAGCGAGAAGCCAUCCGGGAAGAGACUGUGCAAAACCAAACACUUGAUCCCUCAGGAGCCCAGGCGGGGAUUGCCACUGACAGGGGAAUACUACGUGGAGAAUGCCGAUGGCAAGGUGACUGUCCGGAGAUUCAGAAAGCGGCCGGAGCCCAGUUCGGACUAUGAUCUGUCACCAGCCAAGCAGGAGCCGAAGCCUUUCGACCGCUUGCAGCAACUGCUACCGGCCUCCCAGUCUACACAGCUGCCAUGCUCAAGUUCCCCUCAGGAGACCACCCAGUCUCGCCCGAUGCCGCCGGAAGCACGGAGACUUAUUGUCAAUAAGAACGCUGGCGAGACCCUUCUGCAGCGGGCAGCCAGGCUUGGCUAUGAGGAAGUGGUCCUGUACUGCUUAGAGAACAAGAUUUGUGACGUAAAUCAUCGGGACAACGCAGGUUACUGCGCCCUGCAUGAAGCUUGUGCCAGGGGCUGGCUCAACAUUGUGCGACACCUCCUUGAAUAUGGCGCUGAUGUCAACUGCAGUGCCCAGGAUGGAACCAGGCCUCUGCAUGAUGCUGUUGAGAAUGAUCACUUGGAAAUUGUCCGACUACUUCUCUCUUACGGUGCUGACCCCACCUUGGCUACGUACUCAGGUAGAACCAUCAUGAAAAUGACCCACAGUGAACUUAUGGAAAAGUUCUUAACAGAUUAUUUAAAUGACCUACAGGGUCGCAGUCAUGAUGACACCAGUGGCACUUGGGACUUCUAUGGCAGCUCUGUUUGUGAACCAGACGAUGAAAGUGGCUAUGAUGUUUUAGCCAACCCCCCAGGACCAGAAGACCAGGAUGAUGAUGACGAUGCCUAUAGCGAUGUGUUUGAAUUUGAAUUUUCAGAGACCCCCCUCUUACCAUGUUAUAACAUCCAAGUAUCUGUGGCUCAGGGGCCACGAAACUGGCUACUGCUUUCGGAUGUCCUUAAGAAAUUGAAAAUGUCCUCCCGCAUAUUUCGCUGCAAUUUUCCAAACGUGGAAAUUGUCACCAUUGCAGAGGCAGAAUUUUAUCGGCAGGUUUCUGCAAGUCUCUUGUUCUCUUGCUCCAAAGACCUGGAAGCCUUCAACCCUGAAAGUAAGGAGCUGUUAGAUCUGGUGGAGUUCACGAACAAAAUUCAGACUCUACUGGGCUCCUCUGUAGAGUGGCUGCACCCCAGUGAUCUGGUCUCGGACAACUACUGGAAGUCCCCUCAAAAAGCAGAGGGGAGUGUUGAAGUGAAAAAAGCAGAUAACAAGACCAGAAAAACAGAUAACAAGACCAGUAAAACAGACCUGUAGAAAUGAUUUAAGCAAGAGGACUGGUAAACCUGAACUACCAUCAAAGCUACGAGAGAUCCUACACACCCAGAUUUAAAAGAUAAUAAAAACUUGAGGGCAUCCGGCUCUUUGUAUUGGGGUUGGAGGCAAAGGGAGAAGCCCAAGGCCAACUGAGGUUUCCAUCUUGGAUGAAGGUCAUUCUGUUAAUUAAGCUAGGAAAACAGGUGAGAGCCACAAGAUUAGGGUAUGCAGAAGAAGUAGCUUGGUGCAGGAGACAUUUAAGGCUGUGGUUCAUGCAGUUGGAGGAGCUAGUAGACAGAACAGUUAGUGCAAGAACUGUCAGGGUGGUUGGAAACAUGGAUGUAGAACUCACUGGGGGUAUAGAUGAGAUCCCCAUUGCUGAGAAAGGUUUGGAUGAAAAGCAAUGCCCCACCCCUGCUUAGGAACUCUCCGUGGGUAAUAGAGCUCACUGUGAACAUAGAGUGGGCCACAGAUACGGACGAGAUCACACUCCAUGGGGAGAGGAACGCAUCACCAGAAGGUAGGGGAGCUUAUUGUGUGUUGAGAGGAACUCAGUAUGGGUAUUUCAAGUGCUCUCCACAGGUUUGGAGCAAUCAUGAUCUAAGAUCACCUCGGGCGUUGAAGAGCUCUCCACAGGUGAAGAUGUUAAGACAGGUGUAAGUGAGAUCCCACUGCAGGUAGAGAGCCCAUUCCAGUAGAACUCCUCCUGGAGGGAAGGGAGCUCACUGUGGGUGUAGAAGACACCACAGGUAUAGACGAGAUCGUAUUGGCCGUAUAGAAACACCAUGGGUUUAGAAGAGCUCACCAGAGGUACAGAGCAGACCUUUAUAGGCCCUCACUUGGGCGUCCAGGAACCCACCAGCAGCGUAGAAGGGUUUCCAUGAAGGUCAACGUGAGUGCAAUGGAGCUCACCACGGGUAGACAGCAGAAGUGGUUCAUUCCAGUUCUGAAGGUGUCCCUUAGGAUCCGGACAUGCUUUCCUUUGCCCUGUCCUCCCUCUUCAUGACUAGAACGUGGCUGUUCUAGUUAUACCUGUCACAACCUACUGUCAAGAACCAGGGGCUUCCUGCAGGAAUGAUUGACCCGAGUCUAUAGCAGAGAACAUACAAGGUGAGUGAGCCUAGCGAGUACUGUGACAGACUGGCUCCAUAUGGUGCCUGGGGUGAUAAGAAGGACCCAGCAUUACCUCUACAGUAUUCUUACAGAAAAUGUGCCAGUCUGGGCAACGUGGCAAUACCCCGUCUCUAGUAAAAAUAAAAAUUAAUUAACCAGGCAUGGUGGUACAUGCCCAUAGUACCAGCUACUGGGGAGGCCGAGCUGGGAGAAUCUUUUGU